Messenger RNA from Cyclocybe aegerita, 555 nucleotides. The record is from the annotation of a GenBank genome assembly. NCBI's taxonomy places the organism in Eukaryota, Fungi, Basidiomycota, Agaricomycetes, Agaricales, Hemipholiotaceae.
AUGUUCGUCUCCAAAUGCUUCGUCGUCUCUUUCGGAUUGUUCUUUGGCCUUGUCGCCGCGGCCCCUAUCGAGCUUCCGAGCGAACAGCUAGUCAAACGUGGGCCAACGAACGCCGUCAAACCCAACCACAUGGCGCAAGCAGUCAAAGUCGCGAACAAGAUCCGCACCAAUCUGAAGACCGAUCCUGACAAGGCUGUCUUCUGGAGCGGCACAAGACAGGGCAAGAAGGGCCCCGUCUCCGUCAAGGACGACGCGGCGCGCUUUGCGAAACAGGAAGGCAAAGAGACGAUCAACAUGGCCUUGAAGAAGAGCAAUAUCAAGAUCCCCACUGAGCAGCAGAACCCGCACUCGACGCGCCUGUGGGACUUUGCCUCGAAGGUGUGGGCGAAGGAAGCGGAGGGCGAGACGCACGCUGUCCUCGGUGGGACCGUCCGCCCGGCCAGCGUCUACAACAAGAUUGAGAAGCCCGAGCUCUUGAAGAACGACAAGGUCACAAAGCUCACAGAGCACAACGUGGAUACCAAGGGCAAGACUGUUGUGAAGGGUGGCAAGUAA